AUGACUCCAAUGGAAAGAAGGCUUCUUAAUGCCUCAAGUGGUGGGUUUUUACCAGACAAGACUCCCACAAAAAUCCGCAACUUAAUCAAGAACAUGGCUGAAGAUUCUAAACAUUCAAGUCAUGAUGAAAAAUGCCCACACCACACCCUUGUGGUAUUUGCACUCAAGUGGGGCACACAACAGACAUGUGCCCUCAACUUCAAGAUGAGGAUUAUGAAGAAGAAAAAGCCAUGGGAGGCUUUCCUGGGUCAAAUCAAAGGGCAUAUGAGCAGCCACAAUGUGAUCAGAGAUGGAACAGUAAUCAAGGCUAGGGAGGAAAGAAACAUGGAGCCUAGGCCACCACCACAACAACCUCCACGAGUGGGUUCAUCAAGUAUGUCAUUGGAGGAUAUUGUAAAAAGUCUUGCCACUAGCACUAAAAGUUUCCAACAAGAAACCAAGGCUAGCAUAAAAAUAUUAGAGCAACAGGUGUCACAACUUGCUCAAUCCAUGGGUAGGAUGGAAUCACAAGGCAUGCUACCUUCCCAAACUGAGAAGAACCCGAAACAUAAUGCAUGUGCCAUUACUUUGAGAGGAGGAAAAAGCUAUGAAGGCCCAAGGAUUCCGAAUGAAGAAGAGGAAGAAAAGGAGAUUGAGGUGGAAGAAGCUGUCAAAGAAGAGGAAAGGAAGAAUACUUCAAGAUUAACAAUCACAAAGAGGGAACGUGAAGAUGAUGAGAUCAUGACCAUGUUCCGGAAGGUUGAAACCAACAUUCCCCUUUCAGAUGCUAUUACACAGAUUCCUAGAUAUGCUAAGUUCCUUAAGGAACUUUGCACAUUUGAGAAAAAGCUUAAAGGAAUUCAAACUGUGAAGGUUGGGGAAGACAUUUCAGUCGUGUUACAAAAAUGGCUACUGAAGAAAUGCAAGGAUCCAGGUGUAUUCAUGGUUCCUUGUAAAAUGGGUAACCUUUUUGUGCCACGUGUGAUGCUUGAUCUUGGAGCAUCAAUUAAUGUUUUACCCUACACAAGCUAUAAAACAAUGGUAAUUGGACCUCUAGCCGAAAUCAUAGUCAUAAUUCAACUUGCCGAUCGAUCUUUGGCACACCCAAAAGGUGUAUUAGAGGACGUAUUAGGGCAAGUCAAUGAACUUGUGUUUCCUGCUGAUUUUUAUGUGCUUGAUAUGGGAGAUGAUGACCAAACCUCAAGUUCCAUACUUUUUGUAACACCCCAAAUUUAG
Molecule: messenger RNA, 1215 nt
Organism: Lactuca sativa (garden lettuce)
Lineage: Eukaryota; Viridiplantae; Streptophyta; Magnoliopsida; Asterales; Asteraceae
Source: RefSeq, a predicted model, not a curated record